CGUUAAAGAACAAGGAUUGAUUAAUGAGAAACAACAGACUGUCUGGUGGAGUUGCAGGCAGCGGUUGUGACGCAUCUCUGAGGGUGAUCCCAGCAUCCCUCAUGACUCAGCUUGCAGCUCCUCUGCUCCUCUCCAACUGCUCCCCCUCUCUCUGUGCUACAAUCUGCUUGUGGGUGAGCGUUCUUGUCUCUGCACUGUCACCUCCCGCCCGAAUCACUCCUUGUUUGUCCAAUUCUUUUCUCAACACUAUAUUUUAGAGCAGUUUGGGGUUCACAGCAAAACUGACCAGGAGACACAGAAACAUCCUAUCACCCCUUCUUUAGACUGCAGAGCCUUCCCCAUUGCCCACAUUGUCACUAAAGCACCACAGGCAUCUCAGUCCAUGAACCUGGGUUGGCACAUCACCCGCAGCCCACAGUGCACACUGGAGUUCCUCCCUUCAGCUGUGCAGGCUGUGGGUUUUGAAAAACUCAAAGUAACGUAUAUAAUAUAUAUCACAAUUUUUACAGCCCUAGCAGACUUCUGGGCUCCCUGUGCCCUCCUCUCUGCCCCCCACCAUGAAGUUUUGCUUGAUCAGAAUGCUAGACCGGAAUUCACACCGCAAGCCUCUUCAGAUCGGCCCUUUUCAUUUAGCAAUUUGCACUGAAGUCCUCCAUUUCUGCCUCUCCUCUGAUGGAUAAUCUUCAGUGUCAACCUGACAGGAUCUAAAAUGUACUAAGUUCUUAGUGAGUCUCCUUGUUGGGUGUGACUGAAAGGAUGUUUCCAGACAGUGUUAACUGAGGGAAGAAGACCUGCCCUGAAGAUGAGAGCUGGCAUCCCGUGGACUGGGGCCAGAUGGGAUAAAUAAGGAAAUUGAGAAAUCCAGCUGAGCGCUGGAAUCCCCAUUUUCUCCAUUUCCUGAUCUGUCCAGAAGUGAGCAAGCUCCUGCUGCCUCAAGCUCUUCCCGUCCGCCAGCAUGCCUUCCUGGAUAGAACAGACUGUAUACCCUCAAACUGAGCUACAAGAAAUUUUACUCCUUUGGGUGCUUUCUCUCAGAUUUUUUGUCAGCCAUAAGAAAUCUCUGCCUCCUUUACUCCCCUAGAAGAUGGUACGAGAACAGUACACCACAGUCACAGAGGGCACCCACAUAGAGAGGCCCGAGAACCAGCACGUCUACAAGAUCGGGAUUUAUGGCUGGAGGAAGCGCUGCCUCUACCUCUUUGUUCUUCUCUUGCUUAUCAUCCUUGUUGUGAAUCUUGCUCUCACAAUCUGGAUUCUGAAAGUGAUGUGGUUUUCUCCAAUAGGAAUGGGUCACUUGCAUGUUACACAAGAUGGACUUCGCCUGGAAGGGGAAUCAGAGUUUUUAUUUCCACUAUAUGUCAAAGAAAUACGCUCCAGAGUGGACUCAUCUCUGCUUCUGCAGUCAACUCAGAAUGUGACAGUCAAUGCUCGCAACUCAGAAGGGGAGGUCACAGGCAGGUUGAAAGUAGGUCCCCAAAUGGUAGAAGUCCAGAGUCAGCACUUUCAGAUCCGUUCUGAAGACGGCAAGCCACUGUUCACCACCGACGAGCAGGGUGUCACGGUCAGCACGGGCAGACUGCGAGUAACGGGGCCGGAAGGAGCUAUUUUUGAACACUCAGUGGAGACACCCCUUGUCAGAGCUGACCCAUUUGAAGACCUUAGGUUAGAAUCCCCAACCCGGAGUCUAAGCAUGGAUGCCCCAAGGGGGGUUCACAUUAAAGCUCACACUGGGAAAAUGGAGGCCCUUUCUCAAAUGGACGUCAUCUUACAGAGUAGUGAUGGAGUGCUGGUGCUUGAUGCUGAAACUGUGGGUUUGCCCAAGUUGGAGCAGGGGACACCGGGUCCCUCUGGCAGCUCUGAGGGAUUCUAUGAGAUUUGUGUGUGUCCCGAUGGGAAGCUGUACCUGUCUGCGGCUGAUGAGGCCACCACCUGCGAGGAACACAGUCACAUCUGUCUCUGACCACUACCUCUUCUGCAGAACAGCUGUUAUCUCGGUGAGCUGAGAGCUGUGGCCUCAGCCUUCAUGUCCCCAGCAUCUGGGUGGGAGCUGGAAGACUCACUGCUAAAGCACUUAGAAGAUUGCAUGGGGAAUGUGUCCUUGGAACCGUUGGGCCUAAAGUGUCUGUUUUCAGCAUGGCACAAAGAAAUGUCAAGAACUUAGUCGCUGGAUUUUCAUCUUUCUGGCCACCUUCCACAUCUCUCGUGUUGAACUGUUGUCUGGAAGUACUCAAUAGCAGACAUCUAUCUCCUCACACACUGACUGGUGGAUUCUAAAAUGCACCAAUUCUGCACAGCCCUUCCUUUACGUUAAGCCUCAAGUGCUCCCUUUAGCCAAGUGCAAUGUGUCAGGUUUUACCAAGAGAGAUCCAGGGCUUGAAGGGAGUUUGAAGUUGAUAGAUUGUUAAUAUGUAGUUAGGGGAAGAAAUUACACAAAAUUAGUCAUGCUUUUUAUAUACAUACCAAUAAGCAAUAAAA
This is a messenger RNA of Cricetulus griseus (Chinese hamster), 2475 nucleotides long. NCBI's taxonomy places the organism in Eukaryota, Metazoa, Chordata, Mammalia, Rodentia, Cricetidae. The record is from RefSeq and is a predicted model, not a curated record.